CUGGCGCGCCUGCGCCCUGCCGCCCCCCCCCCCCCCCUCGCCGUGAGGAGGAGGAGGUGGAGGAGGAGGCGGCUCGGGGAGAGCGAGCAGCGAGCUGGACCGCGGAGCGUGAGUGAGGGAGCCGAGCCGCCUGCCUGCCCGCCCGCCGCCGCCUCCCCUCCGUGAGCAGGAGCCCGGGCCGGGGCCCGGCACGCCGCCCCAGCCCCUCCCUCGUCGUCAGGCCGCGAGGGCAGCGCGCGCGAGCCAGGGGGAGGGAGAGCGAGCGAGCGAGCUAGCGAGCGCCGGGAGGAGGCGGCCGGACCGAGCGAGCGCCCGCGCGUGUGGCGUGAGGGGAAGCCGCUGCCCGCCCCCUUCGCCUUCCCUUCUCUCCCCCUCCCCGCUCCCCCCCCGACCGCGGAGCAGCACCAUGUCGGCGCCGGCGGCCAAAGUCAGUAAAAAGGAGCUCAACUCCAACCACGACGGGGCCGACGAGACCUCAGAAAAAGAACAGCAAGAAGCAAUUGAACAUAUUGAUGAAGUACAAAAUGAAAUAGACAGACUUAAUGAACAAGCCAGUGAGGAGAUUUUGAAAGUAGAACAGAAAUAUAACAAACUCCGCCAACCAUUUUUUCAGAAGAGGUCGGAAUUGAUCGCCAAAAUCCCAAAUUUUUGGGUAACAACAUUUGUCAACCAUCCACAAGUGUCUGCACUGCUUGGGGAGGAGGAUGAAGAGGCCCUGCAUUAUUUGACAAGAGUUGAAGUGACAGAAUUUGAAGAUAUUAAAUCAGGUUACAGAAUAGAUUUUUAUUUUGAUGAAAACCCUUACUUCGAAAAUAAAGUUCUCUCCAAAGAAUUUCAUCUGAAUGAGAGUGGUGAUCCAUCUUCAAAGUCCACUGAAAUCAAAUGGAAAUCUGGAAAGGAUUUGACGAAACGUUCAAGUCAAACGCAGAAUAAAGCCAGCAGGAAGAGACAGCAUGAGGAACCAGAGAGCUUUUUCACCUGGUUUACUGACCAUUCUGAUGCGGGUGCAGAUGAGUUAGGAGAGGUCAUCAAAGACGAUAUUUGGCCCAAUCCUUUACAGUACUACUUGGUUCCUGAUAUGGAUGAUGAAGAAGGGGAAGGAGAAGAAGAUGAUGAUGAUGAUGAAGAAGAAGAAGGAUUGGAAGAUAUUGAUGAAGAAGGAGAUGAGGAUGAAGGUGAAGAAGAUGAAGAUGAUGAUGAGGGGGAGGAAGGAGAGGAGGAUGAAGGAGAAGACGACUGAUGGAUUCCAACCUUCCUUUUUUAAUUUUCUCCAGUCCCUGGGAGCAACUCGCAGUCUUUUUUUUUUUUUCCCCCUCCUCCUCUUGUGCUCAUUCGCCCUGUUUUUUGAAGUCUCUUUUCUCUCCCUUUAUACCAUGGUUCUCAACUUAUUUUGGGGGGAAAUACCUUGAGCAGAAUACAGUGGGAAAAGAAUCUCUACCCCUUUCUGUUCCAAAUUCAUUUUUACCCCUUCCUGUCUCAACAAAAACUUUAUGGAAUCAACACCACCGUGCUCUGUGGGAAAAAAGAAAAACCUUCUGCUCCCUUAGCUCUGCUGGAAGCUGGAGGGUGCUAGGCCCCUGUGUAGUAGUGCAUAGAAUUCUAGCUUUUUUCCUCCUUUCUCUGUAUAUUGGGCUCAGAGAUUACACUGUGUCUCUAUGUGAAUAUGGACAGUUAGCAUUUACCAACAUGUAUCUGUCUACUUUCUCUUGUUUAAAAAAAAGAAAAAAAAACUUAAAAAAAUGGGGUUAUAGAAGGUCAGCAAAGGGUGGGUUUGAGAUGUUUGGGUGGGUUAAGUGGGCAUUUUGACAACAUGGCUUCUCCUUUGGCAUGUUUAAUUGUGAUGUUUAACGGACAUCCUGGCAGUUGAAGAUGACACUUUUAAAAUAAAAUUCUCUCCUAAUGAUGAUUUGAGCCCUGCCACUCGAUGGGAGAAUCAGCAGAACCUGUAGGAUCUUAUCUGGAAUUGACAUUCUCUUGUAAUUUUGUUCCUGUUUAUUUUUAAAUUUUCUUUUUGUUUCACUGGAAAGGAAAGAUGCUCAGUUUUAAACGUUAAAAGUGUACAAGUUGCUUUGUUACAAUAAAACUAAAUGUGUACACAAAGGAUUUUGAUGCUUUUCUCUCAGAACAGGUGUAUUUAAUUAUGAUUUUCCAAGUUUGACUUGUGUAACGUAUUGUCAAACUUUGUCACCCUGACUCCGUAUUUUUUGAUACGCACUUUGCAGGGUGACCUCAGGGCUUGUGUGGACUGAGAAAGGGAUUUGAAUCAAUGUAUUAAUGUCUCCAAAUCCGGGAACCAUCAUGGGUACGAUUUGCCGUCAGUUUCUGAAAUUCUCCACCUCAGUCGGGGUACCAGAUUGCCCAGAAGUCCGUUAUGAUUAUGUUGUGCCCUUGAUUUGUAUCUCGAAUUGGCAUUUUUGAAAACGGGCCUUUAUUUACCUGGAUAUAAUUCUAGUGCCUGCCACCGUCAGACAGACCUGGUGCUCUAAUGCCGAAUUACACACAGGGCAGUUGCUGGCGUGCCUUCAUUGGCACCAUGAAACGUGGCUGAGAAGACAGACUCUCAGACAAGAAGUCCGUACUGGUGGUAAACUCAGGAGUACUUUUGUCUCAAAGUACUAGCUAUUUAGCAUGUAGCUCUCAAGCGAGACCUGUCUGUGUGAAUCUGGGUGAGAAUGACGGGCUCGGCUCUGCUAAAUGCCGUUGUGCAUAGAAUAACAUUUUGGGAAGCUACCUAAUGCAUAAGCUUUUUAAUGCUGUAAAUUAUAGUAGCUAAAAUUAAAUGCCACUUAACUUUUUCAGAGAUGAAUUCAUGGACAGCCUGGUCAAAAUCAAAGCUUUUUGAUGUAUAAAACUUUAUAAAUGGAACUAUUCCAUCGAUAGGCAAAGUGUAAUGAAAACCUGUCUAGAUGGAUAGUAUGUAAUUUCUGCACAGGUCAUGUUUAGUAAUUACAUCACUGUAUACCGGUCAGGAAUCUUGCUCCAAUAAAGGAACAUAAAGAUUU
Leopardus geoffroyi (Geoffroy's cat) is the source of this 3002-nucleotide messenger RNA. RefSeq names its product SET nuclear proto-oncogene (gene SET). Gene Ontology annotation, biological process: nucleosome assembly. NCBI's taxonomy places the organism in Eukaryota, Metazoa, Chordata, Mammalia, Carnivora, Felidae. Gene Ontology annotation, molecular function: chromatin binding; histone binding. The record is from RefSeq and is a predicted model, not a curated record. Gene Ontology annotation, cellular component: chromatin; nucleus. The transcript has 8 exons. The coding region runs from base 407 to 1240 and encodes 277 amino acids.